AAUGAAUAAAAUUCCUGAUAGAACAUAAAGACAAUCAGCAGAUGUUUUCAGGGGGUGUACGUUUCGAACGAAGGAGGAAAUAAAUGGUAACAAACAGCAAUAACUAGGUUUCUGAUGCAUUUAUAUUUUGMGUUUAGCAAAUCUGUGCCUGUCAAUUUAAGAGCCUAAAGUUCCAACCGUAAAUCUCGUUAGAUCCCGUCUGUUCUUACGAAGKUCUCACGAUACUUCUCUCUCUCAGUGGCGGCUGUGUUGCCCCCUGUCUCAGCCAGCACGGACGGAGUUGUUUCUGACAUUUGAAUGAAAAACAGUCUGAAUUGCUACCACUUUGGACAGAUGAAAUAAUGGCUUCAGCCUUGGAGCAGUUCGUGAACAAUGUGCGGCAGCUCUCUGCACAAGGUCAGAUGACACAGCUGUGUGAACUGAUCAACAAGAGCGGGGAGCUGUUGGCCAAGAACCUGUCCCACCUGGACACUGUACUGGGGGCCUUGGACAUCCAGGAGCACUCMUUGGGCGUGCUGGCUGUGCUGUUUGUGAAGUUCUCCAUGCCAAACAUCCCUGACUUUGAGACGCUCUUUUCCCAAGUCCAGCUCUUUAUCAGUACCUGCAAUGGGGAGCACAUCCGAUAUGCAACAGACACUUUUGCCGGCCUCUGCCAUCAGUUGACAAACGCCCUUGUAGAACGGAAACAGCCAUUGAGGGGCGUCGGCAUUCUAAAACAGGCAAUAGACAAAAUGCAGAUGAACACAAACCAACUUACCUCAGUUCAUGCAGACCUGUGUCAGCUGUGCUUGUUAGCAAAGUGCUUCAAGCCUGUCCUCCCGUUUCUUGAGCUUGACAUGAUGGACAUCUGUAAGGAGAAUGGCGCCUACGACGCAAAGCACUUUCUAUGUUACUACUAUUACGGCGGCAUGAUCUACACGGGUCUGAAGAACUUUGAAAGAGCACUGUAUUUUUAUGAACAGGCAAUAACCACUCCAGCUAUGGCAGUCAGUCACAUCAUGUUGGAGGCCUAUAAGAAGUACAUCCUGGUCUCAUUGAUUCUACACGGCAAAGUGCAGCAGCUCCCCAAAUACACAUCACAGAUAGUUGGGAGGUUCAUAAAGCCUCUCAGCAACGCCUACCAUGAGCUUGCUCAGGUGUACRCCACCAACAACCCWGCAGAACUGCGUACCCAGGUGAACAAACACAGCGAGACCUUCACACGCGACAACAAUACAGGCCUUGUCAAGCAGUGCCUGUCAUCCCUCUACAAGAAGAAUAUCCAGAGGCUAACAAAGACUUUCUUGACGCUGUCCUUGCAGAGCAUGGCAAGUCGAGUGCAGCUGUCAGGGGCCAGGAGGCGAAAGUAUGUUUUGCACAUGAUUGAAGAUGGCGAGAUCUAUGCCAGUAUCAACCAAAAGGAUGGCAUGGUCUGUUUCCAUGACAACCCGGAGAAAUACAACAACCCCGCAAUGCUUCACAAAAUUGACCAAGAGAUGCUGAAGUGUAUAGAGYUGGAUGAGAAACUAAAGUCCAUGGAUCAAGAAAUCACAGUAAACCCGCAGUUUGUGCAGAAGAGUAUGGGAACGCAGGAGGAUGAUGUAGGCAGCAAAACGUCAAGUUACUCCUGAGAGCCAUGGACRGGGGAGAACACUGCCACCCUUCAGGUUCUCAUUGGAUGACUUUUUUUUUAAAGUGGAAAAACAUUCUAUUGAGUAUGGACAUUGGUCAAGGAAAAUCUAAAUGUGUGGAAUGAUAAUUUGGUUAUUUCUUUCACGGUGUCUUGAGGAAACCUAAACAAAAAAACAAUUUUGUCAGUGUUUUAUUUAUCAUUGUUCAGGCGGAAGAGCCACUGCUGCAUUAUCAACCAUAAUAAUAAAAACUGGACUUAUUUGUUCAAAAAGAAUGUGUGAUAAAGCACCGUUUUUCUGUUGCAUGAUAUAUAUUUUUUUUUUAGGAAUUUCCUUAUAGGAUAACAUGCAACAUUUGAGGAAAUCUUAAGUCUCAUGUUUUGAAGAUCAGUAAUUUCCCUYGACCUGCAAGACAAAUUUUCUGGUAUAUCACAUGGAGAUUUGACAACAAAAACAAGGCUGUACUUCUGCCCAUGAACAAAUGUAGAAAGGCUAGUACAGCUUAAAAAAUUAAACAAUUGGUGCACUGUUUUUUUCCAUCCCCUAGAGGUCUCUCGUGUACUGUGUUGUACUGUAGUUUGCAUUUACUGCAGGUGGGAUGAGCUCUUGAGCUGGAGUCAUACUUAUCUGUUAUCUGGAAGGACUCAAGAAUACAUUGAUUCAGUAAAUUGACACAAUUUUGGAUUAAAUGGAUCACAUCACA
Molecule: messenger RNA, 2313 nt
Organism: Salvelinus sp. IW2-2015
Lineage: Eukaryota; Metazoa; Chordata; Actinopteri; Salmoniformes; Salmonidae
Source: RefSeq, a predicted model, not a curated record